ACAACCCUGCACCAGCCAUCACCAGUGACAGAUUUGAUCUGAAGAAUCAACUAAACACUCAUUUUAGACCACUAUGGCAUCAACAAACUGAUCUUGAUCUUGUGGCUGCAGACAGCAUGCUACUGCAGUGUUAAAGUGUGUCUUAAUGCAGUAUUUCUUCCCAAUCCUGGAUAUCAGUGUAAGCUCCACAUUUUUAUCAAAACUCCUGCUGUGACAUGCCAGAAAUCAUUUCAUCAGCUCCCUCCAGAGGUUAAUGUGGAAGUGCCCACAUUGCACUAGUUAUGAAAAGACCAGGAUUGGAGGGCUGAGUGGGCUGGAGUUGAGAGUCUUUUCCUGCCAAACACUGAAACACUUAUUUUUAGAGUUAGCUGUGAACCAACUCUGCAUGACAUUUUUUUUUUCCAAUUCUGCUCCACAAUGUAUCUGAAGUGCCUGCUGAUCUGUCAGCUUCUUGCCAUCGUGCUGGUGGAGGACAGCCUGGCACUGACCUGUAACCGCUGCUCCAUGCUGAAAUGCUCGUCAGAUCUCAGCUGCCCUGGAGGGAAGGUGAUGGAUGUAUGCGGCUGCUGCCCUGUGUGUGCCAAGGUGAAGAACGAGGUGGCCCAUAUGACAUAUGAAGAACCGCACUGGUGGCCCAUAUGACUUCCUUGGUGUCUGUGAUCAGGGCCUUGUAUGUGUGGAGAGCACACCAACCACAUUCAGCGUGGGAGUAUGUCAAGCCUUCCACAGCUACAUGUUUGGAGUCAGGACAAAAAAGAUAAAGAUACUACGGUUGUGGCAGCGGGGACGUGGUCAAGCGCCGGUCUGUGACAGGAGGGCGGAGCCAGGGAAGGUGAGUGGCAGAAUCACUACACCUGAUGGUAAUUAACCUGUGUUUUUGUGUCUUCCCAGUAACCGCGCCCUAUUUAAGGAGGCAGAGGGAGGCUCUUCCCGGGACAAGAACACAGCGUGUGUGUGUGUUUCUCUGAAAUAUUGUUAAACUGAAAAGUCUGGCAAUAAAGCCUGUUACUUACCUUAAGCUUUGUCCUGCCGUCCUCUGUGCUCCACCCACACCUAAGGGACAUUCUACAGCGGUGCCGAAACCCGGGAAAAGGUGGAGCACCAACCCAGCAGCCCCAUGGAAUCCUCCCCGUUCGCCGACCUGGUCCACGCCCUCGCCACGGCUCAGCAAAGCCAGCACCAGGUGCUCGUCACGCUCCGAAAGGAACAAGAGCGGCGCUUCGAAGCCCUGGUGCUGGCCCAGCAGGAAGAUCGCGAGGCGUUCCGGCAUCUCCUCGCGUCGGCGGGGUCCACCAGCAUCCCGGCCGUGGGCCCGUCUCCCCUCACCGUGACCAAGAUGAGCCCGCAGGACGACCCCAAGGCGUUCCUCACAUUGUUUGAACGGGUCGCCGAAGCCUCGGGGUGGCCGAUGGAGCAGUGCGCGGCGCGCCUCCUCCCCCUCCUGACAGGAGAGGCGCAGCUGGCCGCGCUACAGCUCCCCGCCGACCGCCGGCUGGCCUACGCGGACCUCCGCCGGGCCGUCCUCCAGCGCAUGGGGCGCACACCAGAACAACAGCGUCAGCGCUUCCGCACGCUGCGAUUGGAGGAAGUCGGCCGGCCGUUCGCGUUCGGCCAGCAGCUCCGGGAUGCCUGCUGGCAGUGGCUGAGGGCCGACGAUCGCGACGCCGAGGGAAUCAUUGAUCAGGUGGUGCUGGAGCAGUUCAUUGCCCGCUUACCAGCCAGAACCGCGGAGUGGGUCCAGUGCCACCGCCCGGCGUCGCUGGAUCAGGCAGUAGGACUGGCGGAGGAUCAUUUGGCGGCUGUUCCGGUGGCAGGACAGCCGACAACGUCUUCUCUUCUCUCCUCUCUCUCUUUCUCCCCUCCCUUUUGUGUCCCAUCCUCGCCCCAUUCCCCCACCACGGAGACGGGGGCCGGCUCCACCCCAGCCGGCCCGCCGCACCCGUGGUGCCCUCCCGUUUCUCCCUUCUGUGUCUGUCUCCCCCCCUCAGGUGAGUGAGCCCCAGAGCACCGGUGCAGAGGGAAAGCCCGGGCUGGUUUGCUGGCGCUGCGGGGAGCCGGGCCACCUGCAACAACAGCGCGCAGCAAUGGAGGUGGGCGCGGUGGUACGGAUCCCCGACGCGCCAGAGGCCGCCCUCGAUCGGGCUGGAGUGUAUCGCAUACCGGUGAGUGUCCAAGGGGCUACAUAUCAGGCGUUGGUGGAUUCUGGUUGCAAUCAGACCUCGAUCAGCCAAAGCCUGGUGCAAGACGAGGCAUUGGGGGGAGCACAGGGGGUGAAGGUGUUGUGUGUGCACGGGGAUGUUCACAGCUACCCUU
This is a messenger RNA of Neoarius graeffei (lesser salmon catfish), 2313 nucleotides long. RefSeq names its product zinc finger protein 18-like. Bases 1118 to 1996 code for a protein of 292 amino acids. The transcript is spliced from 2 exons. NCBI's taxonomy places the organism in Eukaryota, Metazoa, Chordata, Actinopteri, Siluriformes, Ariidae. The record is from RefSeq and is a predicted model, not a curated record.